Messenger RNA from Hyla sarda, 2729 nucleotides. RefSeq lists its product as uncharacterized. The coding region runs from base 1 to 1416 and encodes 471 amino acids. The record is from RefSeq and is a predicted model, not a curated record. The transcript is spliced from 5 exons. Lineage: Eukaryota; Metazoa; Chordata; Amphibia; Anura; Hylidae.
AUGGUGGUCGUAGACUUGAUUCUAUUGGAUAGUUGCUACAGCCUUGUAAACCUUAAGAGACCGUUCAGUGAUGGAAAUAUUUUCGAGAAGUCUUGGAUCACUGGUGGCAAGAGGACUAAGGUCUACAUGAGAGAUGGGGCAGUGAACUGUCUGGAUGCUGGACAGUACAGUAAUGGAGGCCACUUGUUUUUGAGGACCAUCGGGGUCAAUAGUAAACUUGCACCUGCAUUCGCCCAUAUGCCGGCUAUAGUCUUGGGUCUAUUAGAGGAGAACGUUGUGUCAUUACUAUUUUGGAAAGACAGCACUUUGCUCUGCUUCUAUCUUGUCCUAAAAUGGCUGACGAGAGCACAGAGUAUUUCAGGAGAGGUCACAGACUGUUAUAUAGAGGGAGGGGCAGGGUUCUCCAGCAGUACAGAGUAUUUCAGGAGAGGUCACAGACUGUUAUAUAGAGGGAGGGGUUGGUUCUCCAGGAGCACAGAGUAUUUUAGGAGAGGUCACAGACUGUUAUAUAGAGGGAGGGGUUGGUUCUCCAUCAGCGCAGAGUAUUUUAGGAGAGGUUACAGACUGUUAUAUAGAGGGGGGGGGCAGGGUUCUCCAGCAGCACAGAGUAUUUUAGGAGAGGUCACAGACUGUUAUAUAGAGGGAGGGGUUGGUUCUCCAGCAGCACAGAGUAUUUCAGGAGAGGUCACAGACUGUUAUAUAGAGGGAGGGGUAGUGUUCUCCAGCAGCACAGAGUAUUUCAGGAGAGGUCACAGACUGUUAUAUAGAGGGAGGGGUUGGUUCUCCAUCAGCGCAGAGUAUUUUAGGAGAGGUUACAGACUGUUAUAUAGAGGGGGGGGGCAGGGUUCUCCAGCAGCACAGAGUAUUUCAGGAGAGGUCACAGACUGUUAUAUAGAGGGAGGGGUUGGUUCUCCAGGAGCACAGAGUAUUUCAGGAGAGGUCACAGACUGUUAUAUAGAGGGAGGGGUUGGUUCUCCAGGAGCACAGAGUAUUUUAGGAGAGGUCACAGACUGUUAUAUAGAGGGAGGGGUUGGUUCUCCAGCAGCACAGAGUAUUUCAGGAGAGGUCACAGACUGUUAUAUAGAGGGAGGGGUUGGUUCUCCAUCAGCGCAGAGUAUUUUAGGAGAGGUUACAGACUGUUAUAUAGAGGGGGGGGGGCAGGGUUCUCCAGCAGCACAGAGUAUUUUAGGAGAGGUCACAGACUGUUAUAUAGAGGGAGGGGUUGGUUCUCCAGCAGCACAGAGUAUUUCAGGAGAGGUCACAGACUGUUAUAUAGAGGGAGGGGUAGUGUUCUCCAGCAGCACAGAGUAUUUCAGGAGAGGUCACAGACUGUUAUAUAGAGGGAGGGGUUGGUUCUCCAGCAGCACAGAGUAUUUCAGGAGCUCUCAGGGCAGAAUGGACCCGUCUCCUCAAUAGAAGGACAGAAUCUUCAGCAGCGCAGAGUGCUUCAGGAUUGGCACAAACUAAUAAAACAAAAACUUGCAGAUAGAAGCAGCACAACGGUGGGGAGGGUCUCACAGUAACACAUACACAUAAGGCAGUCUUUCCCAACCAGUGUGCCUCCAGCUGUUGCAAAACUACAACACCCAUCAUGCCCGGACAGCCUUUGGCUGGGAGUUGUAGUUUUGCAACAGCUGGAGGCACUCUGGUUAGAAAACACUGACACAAGGGCAUAUCCUCAAUCCUCUGUGUUCAUGUAUUACAAGACUUGAUAGCAGGGAGAAGUGUCGCCCCCUGCAGGCUGUUUUGGGGGAGACACAGCUGUUGCAGUAAUGGGUGCAGUGCCAGAGAAGCAGGGGCCUAAGUCUUCCCCCCCCCUUCUAUAGCACUGGUUGGAUUGGCAGAAUCUUGCAGACUACAACUCCCAUCAUGCCCUGACCAAAACGGUGGCUUAUCUAAAAUGAUGCAAAACUACAACUCCCAUCAUGCCCUGACCAAAACGAUUGCAUACAAGUCUACGAAUGUUGCAAUAACUAGAACACACAAAGUUGUAAAAAAAAAAUGUUUUCAAAUGUUGCAAAACACAAUGAUGGGAGUUGUAGUUUUGCAUUAUUUGCAGACGUCACGUAAUCUCUAAAUGUCCAUUCAUUUUACAUUUUAUAUAUAUAUAUAUUUUUUUUUUUUGUAGUUUACUGUAAAGUUUUGAGGACAAAGCUGCAAAAGUUGUAACAAGUUUGCACUUUUUUUUUCUGGCUUUAAUACAGUUUUCCCAACCAGGGUCCCUCCAGCUGUUGCAAAACUACAACUCCCAGCAUGCCCGGACAGCCAACGGCUGUCCGGGCAUGCUGGGAGUUGUAGUUUUGCAACAGCCGGAGAGGCAAACUGAUUUAGGAAACACUCCUAUAAUAAAAUCUUCCUGCCAGAGAAGUGAGACUUAAAGGGGAACUCAUCAGUAUUAAUAUAAAGGGAACCUGUUAAUAUCCUGUAGAUUUUUGUAACAUUGUAUUUCUUAUUGUAUGUUAGUAACUGUAGGGGGCGCCGGGGUCCAGUCCUAUCCAUUCAUCUGUACAUUAUACAUGGCGUCAUCUUGCCUCCGGCCGGGAGACGCUUUGAUUUAUUUUUAAUUUUAAUUUUUAAUUUUAAUUUUAAUUUUUUUUGUUGGCUCAGCUAAAAAAACAACAACAUAAAAUGACUUAAAUUAAAUUUGUAGUGAACCUUUAACUGCACCUUUUAUUAGAAUAUACUGUCUUACUAGAGAAAAAAAUAAACUUCUAUGAAUAUAUAAUUUC